Molecule: messenger RNA, 2890 nt
Organism: Lagopus leucura (white-tailed ptarmigan)
Lineage: Eukaryota; Metazoa; Chordata; Aves; Galliformes; Phasianidae
Gene: COMMD1
Product: copper metabolism domain containing 1
Exons: 4
Coding region: 87-494 (135 amino acids)
Biological process (GO): regulation of proteasomal ubiquitin-dependent protein catabolic process; negative regulation of protein localization to cell surface; copper ion homeostasis
Cellular component (GO): endosome
Source: RefSeq, a predicted model, not a curated record
GCAAGGCCGACAUCACGGAGGAGCUGCUGCGCGGGCAGCUCUACCCCGAGGCGGCGCCGGAGGAGUUCCGCGCCUUGCGCGCCAAGAUGGGCGGCCUGCUGCAGUCAAUUGCUUCAGCUGAUAUGGAUUUGAAUCAGCUGGAAGCUUUUCUCACUGCCCAAACAAAAAAGCAAGGCGGCAUCACGUCGGAUCAAGCUGCGGUCAUUGCCAAAUUUUGGAAAAACCACCGAGUGAGGAUCCAUGAGAGCCUGGUAAAUCAAAGCCGCUGGGAUAACGUCUUGAAAAACAUGAACUGGAGAGUGGAUCUGAAGUCACAGUCAAGACAUGUUGAUCAGAUAAAUACUCCAGUUGCAAUAGUUGAAAUGGAACUGGGGAAAAACGGUCAGGAAUCUGAAUUUCUCUGCCUGGAGUUUGAUGAGGCCAAGGUGAGCCAGAUGCUGAAGAAACUCUCAGAAAUAGAGGACAGCAUGACUGCAUUGACUCAGACCACCUGACUGACAGAAAAUAAAGAGAUAGCAACUCAAAAAAACAAAUGACCUCAGUACUUAUUCAUAAUGCCUGUUCCUGUAUAUAAAAUAGGUAAUGAUUGUUAAGUAUUAGUUAUAACUGUACACCACAUUCAGAACAAAGGAUGGAUGAAGUUAAGCUGUAAAGCUCUCUCCAGCCCCUCCUCCAGGCCUGUUCUCCAAGGCAGCAGUGAUGUUGCUUGCAUAAAGCUUUGCAUAAUCAUCCCUUCGAGUUUAGAGUAGCUUUUCUCUUUUUUUUUUCCUACCCAUCAGUUUUUUACUCUUCCAGAUGCUGUAAAUGCUGCGCCGAGUGAACAGCAAAGGUAAAUUGGCCAGUUGUGGCAGGAGAGAAAUGAGCAGAAGGAACAGACAGACUAGGGGGAUUUGUGUUUAUCCUUCCAAACCAUGGGCUAUGUAGGACAAAUCUACCUACGCAAACUCUGCCUGCCUAGAGCUUGGAGCACAGGAGAUGAAGUGCAGAGAGUUGAGGGAGAAGAGUCACAGACACACUUUUUUCUAAUCACAAGCCUCUGUGCUGCUGAGGAUGAAGUAAAUGGUUCCCAAGCACGUGAGUUGUACCUGCCGGGCCACUGAUGAACACUCACCCCACAGAGAGCCAGGGGGCGGCCAUGGCAGCAUCUCUUGGGCAGCUCAAGGUGACACUGGUUUCCCCAAAGCCUGAUGUAGUGACCUGCUGGCAAGCUUCCAAAGCCACUUCUAGCCUGCUUCCCUGAAGGCUGGCCGCCCCCGUUAGCCUUCCAGCUCCUGAGCCUUACGUGGCACAGCCCUGGCGUGGUGCUGCAUGCUGUGUUUGAGAGACCAGUACUUUGUCAGUGCGCAAUUUAACUUGGCUGCUCUUUACCAUGAUGUUUGUCUUGACCUUGAAAACACCCAGGCUAAACCCACAGUUUGUAGUGUGGGUGUGCUCAGCUAGGAAUCCUUAGAAGGAAAAUGCCCUUGGCAAACGUGCAGAUUAUAAAGCUCUACUGAUAAAAUAGUUGUGUGAAGAAAACUUCCAAAGGCAGAUAAGAUACAUACAGAGCAUCAUGAUUGAAACUGAGCUGUGGCUUUUUUGGCUGUUGUGGGAACCUGCCUCUCUCCCUGGCCAUAACACAGAACUGCAGUGCAGCCAGGGGGGAAUGAGCUGAGAUGUUUUGUUUCACAUGUUUCAGUUCACAGAGGUUGUCCACUUUGCCACAACAGGAGCAUUAACCAUAAUUACUGCCUUCCCUGUGCAGGAUGACAUGGAGGAACUGCAUGGAGCAUGAUGGUUCCUACUGGAGAACUGCCUGAUAGUCCGUAGAGUAGUGAUGGAGCACAACCAUGGUGUGCUGCUCUUGUUACUAACAGGAAGGCAUGCUCACACAUUUGGUUGGAGGCUACGCUGUUUCUUCCUUAGCUUCAUAAGCAAACUUCUCCUGAGCAAAAAUCAUAUUGGCUGUCUGUACUAAGCUAGAGAUGCUGUAACUAAAGUGCUCCUCGCUGAUUCCCCAUAUGAUUUUUUUUGCUUGUAGAGUUGCCAGAUUGUACUUGGAAGCACACACUCUUUUCAGAGCAAAGAAAGGGCACGUCUUCCCAUCUCCCUGCUCAGGAGUAGUGGCAGUGAAAGCUGGCCACCAGCCCUGUUUCCUGCCCUGUGACUGCCACUCCUGCCCUCCACAACAUGCUCAGUGGUUGGGGAUAGAGGUCUCCAGCCAUACAAAGCCCUGGAUGAAUUUAUCCAGGAAACCUUCCACCUCACUGUGAAUGAAAUCGGCAUUGUCACUGCCCAGAGCAGUCAGUCUGGCCUGUUUCUGCCGGUGCUUUCCUACUGACACAGGUGAUGACUCCCAAAAAUCAUGGUGGAUUCACCCCACAGCAAACAAGAGCGGGAUGGGGCUGUGGCUGUAGCUCUGGCACCACGUAUGAUGACCUCAGAUGUGCACCUCCAGAGAUGCAUCUCAUCCCAACAUCUGCUGCUGCUUUCUGUGGCCUGUAAUUAGUGAAUGGCAGCCGUGUGUUGUCGCAACCUUCGUCUUGCUCUUCCUUUGAUGUCACCCUUUGCAUUGCUAAUAUGCCUUGCAGUUUCUUCAGUCAAUCACUUCUUGUUUUCUGGGAAUUCCUCCAAGUUGCCACUUGUUUAUGAUCUGGUGCUCCCCACAUUAUCUCCCAGUGCCAUCGCCUUCAGUCACACAUUGCACAAUGUGCAAGGCUUACAUUUGCUAUCUGGUUGCAAAAAGGUUUCUCUGGAUGCAAUUGUCUUUUUUUUUUCAGUCCAUGUAUUCCCAGAACUGCUUAAUUUAUAGAACAUUUUUCUGGGCAUUUUGAGAGAUUUGAGAGAUUUUCAUUUCUGCACACCGGUCCUUUAUAUACUUUGUUACCUAUCAAUAAAAUCAAUCACCAUC